Messenger RNA from Aureobasidium pullulans EXF-150, 929 nucleotides. RefSeq lists its product as uncharacterized. Bases 140 to 847 code for a protein of 235 amino acids. NCBI's taxonomy places the organism in Eukaryota, Fungi, Ascomycota, Dothideomycetes, Dothideales, Saccotheciaceae. The transcript has a single exon. The record is from RefSeq and is a predicted model, not a curated record.
CUGCGGUCAGCACCUUUCCGCUGUGAUCCUAUCUCCAAAUUCAAGAAAUCAUAAAUCAUACCGAGUUCUACCAGUGCUUCGACUGUCUUGUCCCACUACUCUACAACUACAACCAAAUACUAUCUUCACUUCAACAAUCAUGUCAUCGACAUUCUCACUACACUCCAACAUUUCGGAUGAGGAACUUCCCAGCUACGAAGAGGUUUCGCUUCCUCCCAAUGUCACCAUCGAAGAAAGAGAAAUCUCCUCGGACGACGAAGACGAAGACGACUACGAACAAUCAGAGACGAGGAAAACCAUCAAGCAAAGCACAAAGACGUUCGCCAGCAUAAAGUCAUUCCUGUCUGGCUCGGUUGCUCCUCCAGCCGAGUUCACAAAAUCCAUCAUCACAUUCGACCAAACGGUUGUACCGAGUCGUCCCAAGGCAGACCGUAAACCUUCAUUCAAACGUGAGUAUACUUUGCUUGGUAGAAUACAAUUUGAAUCCAUGCUAACAAUUCUUGUCAGUCGCUCCCAUCCAAACAUCAACUUUGCAGUCACGCAGAAAUGCCAUGCGCUCAAAUUUGCGAAUGAACAACACCGUUUGAGAGCCUCAUCUCGGGCCGAACGAUCAAGUUCUCAUUUUGAUGUUAUCAUGACCGACACGAAUCUGGUUUUCAGCAUAUGCAGGAUAGGAUUCCACCGGAGUUUUUCUACUUUUCCAUUUAUGUUUUGUUUCGUCGUUGUUUCUUAUAUACCCCAAGCAUGGCAGGAACCAGCGUUGCUCUCUCGUUUGUUGCAAUUUCUAUUUCGAUGGUGGUAUUCGGCUUUGGAAGGGAGGGUCGGGCGGUUUCUCAAGAAUGGAUGACCUAAGUGCAGGUGGAGCGUUGACGAGAAUUGCUCUGAGCGAUAUGUGUAUAGCUUAGUAUGUAUAUCUUUAUGUAUCAGGU